AUGAAGAGUCUCUCAUUUCUUGCAAGUUUGUCACUCUUUCCUUUAAUCUUUCCAUUCGCCAUUGCUUCUGACCCAAGCCCAGUUCAAGACUUCUGCGUCGGUGUAAACACCCCAGCAGAUGGUGUGUUUGUGAACGGAAAGUUCUGCAAAGACCCAACACUUGCCACAGCGGAUGACUUCUUUUACACAGGGCUUAACGAGCGAAAAGACACAAAUAAUAUGUAUGGAGUAAAUGUGACAUUUGCCAAUGUUGAUAACGUUCCAGGGUUAAACACCCUCGGAAUAUCGUUUGCCCGUGCAGAUGUUGCGGUGAACGGGCAAGUCCCGCCUCACUACCAUCCACGUGCCAGCGAGAUCUUGGGUGUUUCAGAAGGAACACUUUUGGCAGGCUUUGUCUCCGACCAACGCCUCUUCACCAAAACGCUUAACGUUGGAGAUGUGUUUGUAUUUCCUCAGGGAGUCCUCCAUUUCGCAGUCAACAUAGGAGAUGUCCCAGCAGUUGCAUUCGCAUCUUUGAACAGUCAAAACCCUGGUACUGUCUUUAUUGCUGACACCGUCUUUGGGUCUAACCCGCCGAUAAACCCGGAUGUUCUUGCAACGUCGUUUCAGUUGGACUCUACAAUAAUCAGGAAACUACAGGCCAUAUUCGGACCAUCGACUGAAACAAUACUGAACUUUUAG
Messenger RNA from Microthlaspi erraticum, 681 nucleotides. Lineage: Eukaryota; Viridiplantae; Streptophyta; Magnoliopsida; Brassicales; Brassicaceae. The record is from the annotation of a GenBank genome assembly.